Pochonia chlamydosporia 170 is the source of this 921-nucleotide messenger RNA. RefSeq names its product Forkhead-associated (FHA) domain-containing protein. NCBI's taxonomy places the organism in Eukaryota, Fungi, Ascomycota, Sordariomycetes, Hypocreales, Clavicipitaceae. Gene Ontology annotation, biological process: mRNA splicing, via spliceosome; maintenance of RNA location. Gene Ontology annotation, cellular component: nucleus. Gene Ontology annotation, molecular function: mRNA binding; protein binding. The coding region runs from base 1 to 921 and encodes 306 amino acids. The record is from RefSeq and is a predicted model, not a curated record. The transcript has a single exon.
AUGGCCCCAACUGACGACUACGACCACAAAUCUAGCAAACGCUCCGUCCGCGACGACGACAGAGAGAAAGGAAGCAGCCACAGAAGGUCACGGAAUUCUCCGGACGGAGGCCGCCACGAACGACGAAGAUCCCGUGACAGAAGACGACGCUCACGAACCCCAGACUCGCCAGACCGGCAUCGCCGUCGCCGCGACCGGGGCUCUGACCGUGACCCCGAAAGGGAUCAUGGUAGCGGUCCCGACAGCCGAGGUAGCAGGCGAGAAAGAUCGCGCGAUAAUGGGCAUUCAGACCGCCGAAGACGGCGCAGAGAUCACGACGACCAAGAGGACAAUGACCGCAAAGACCGUCGAGGCCCUGUGAAGAGAGGUGGACCGCUGCCCUCUCAAGCAGACUCUUUCGCUAUCACUAAAGGGGAAGAGCCAGAGAAGCCCAAAGAGAAGCCUAAUUUCGGCAACUCUGGCUCACUAGCCGCUGCUUCGAACUCGGUUGCACAAGCUGACGGCACAUCCAUUAUCCUCAAGUACCAUGAACCAUCUGAGGCUCGGAAGCCACCGGCCCGCGAUCAGUGGAAGCUCUUUGUCUUCAAGGGAGGCGAUAUAGUGGACACUAUUGAUCUCAGUUUGAGAAGCUGCUGGUUGGUUGGACGCGAAAUGGCCGUGGUUGACUUGCCAGCUGAGCAUCCCAGCAUCAGCAAGCAGCACGCCGUGAUACAGUUUCGUUAUACGGAAAAGCGUAAUGAGUACGGAGACAAAAUUGGCCGAGUUAAGCCAUAUCUGAUUGAUUUGGAGAGCGCUAAUGGAACGAUACUGAAUGAUAGCAAAGUCCCUGAGAGUCGUUACCUGGAGCUACGCGACAAGGACAUGAUUCAGUUUGGUAACAGCACGAGAGAAUACGUCGUCAUGCUGGCACCCAAAGACUAA